Messenger RNA from Danio rerio (zebrafish), 5177 nucleotides. NCBI's taxonomy places the organism in Eukaryota, Metazoa, Chordata, Actinopteri, Cypriniformes, Danionidae. The record is from RefSeq and is a predicted model, not a curated record.
AAACAGAGAGAGAGAGACACAGAGAAAAAGAGAGUGAGUGAGAGAGAGCGCAGGCAUUCAAGAAGGAGCUGAAUUGCAUGGUGAUUUGAUCGGAGCGCAGCUGCGAGAGGCGCUGGAAUCCAAACCGGCUUUUUUUUUCUCUCUAUUUGCAAACGUUUGUGUUUUCCGAGGCUUCACAUCGUUCUCAAGCAGCGCUCCAGUGCUUCCUUUCUCGCUCCAGUUGGAUUUUAACACAGCAAAGCCUCAUGGAAUCAGACGCCGGAUGGCUUUGGUCUCCCGUUGGAUUAAGAGCAUCAUUCAGUCAGUUCAGCAGCGGAGACAGCGACUGAGAGAGAGGUUGUGUCAGAAAAGCAGGCAAGGAUGAAACUGAAGCCCAGUAAAAGAGAGUCCCGCUGGGGAAUCCAUAGGCAGAUGUGGAGCCCCUGGAGCCACUGACCCAGUGUCUGGAUGAUCUAUGGAUAGAGCCCAGCAGCCCCUCAAGAGUCAAUGCUUCACUGUUGAGCAAUUCCACAUCGGCAGACACAAACAAACGUUGCCUGGUAAUUGCAUCGAAUCUACAGUCUGAAGAUUUCGAGAGCACCAGAAGAAUUGACCUACCAACUCAGAUUCUGUAAUCGUAGCCCGUAUACACAGUCUGAACAUUUCUUUCUUGUGCUCCAUUUACUUAUAAGAAGGAAAUUAACUAUCAAUUGAGCAAAUUGCAUGCAUGCGAAGCUUCCGGGAAAGCCCAUGUAUCCUCGGAUCACCUUCCAAAAGCAUGACCGUGAAAAAGAGGAAAGUUAUGGCGUCUCUCUGAGAUCAGGCAGGAGUGCGGUCUUACAGGAUCGAUGCAAGCUACUGAUUAAUGGGCAGAUUUCUCUUCCAUUUAGUGUGUAGGAGAAGAACCAUCUGCCAAGGCUAUGAUUGUGAAUCCGGGACUUUUCUUCCUCUAAGAGUUGCAUUUUCAUUGCAAAGCAAUCCAACUUCUUUGCAUAUUUUGGACAGUUCCUUUUUUACAAGACUCAAUACAAGACUUGCAAAGCAGUGUGAAUCUAACUGUCAGCUGGGAUCAAUAGAUUUUUGCUGGGAUCAUUUAUUUUCUCUUUGUUCCUGGGUCAAGUUUAUGAAUUAAUCGAAAUGCAAACACCUUCAAGUUGCAUAGAACUAGGAUGAAGUAGUAUUUCUUCCAACCAGCCCUUCAAAGCUUAAAACCUGGUUUCUUUAGUCUUCAAGAGUUGUUUUCAAUUGCAAAGUAAUCCUGCAUCCUUUUCGAACUUUGCAUCAAUUAACGCUGCUCCUUCUGAUUUUUAUUCAAUUCAAACCUUGCAAAGCAGUGUGAAUCAAACUGACAGUCGAGAGCAAUUGGCUUUUGGUAAAAUAAGUUCAUUUCACUUUGUUCCUAGGUCAUGUGUAUAGAAUAUUAGAAAUUCAAAUAUCCUCGGAGGUCACAGAGCUUGCGUGAUAAAGCCAACGCUUUGAGGUUCUUUUGGGAAGUAAUCCUGCAUUGGAUGUUUUUUUGUUUCUUUUUCUUGUUUAUUUAAAAUUUUGGAUCGUUUAACCAUACAUCUUCAGAUUUAUAGAUCUAUUCAAGCCUUGCGAAGUGAAGUGAAUCAAGAGGAAUUGGCUUUUUUGUUGAAUAAGGACUUUCCUCUUUGUUCCUGAGUCACGUUUAGGAUAUAUCUGAAAUGCAAUUUCUUUCAAAGUUCACAGAAAUAGAAUGAAAAAGUGGUUGCUCCGUAAGCCCAGCAAAGCUUGAAAUGCCACUUCGAGAAUCCUUUAAACCCAAGUACAACAAAGGAAACAACAUAACUGUGAAACAACAUUUGCUUGGUCUUUAAGAGGGUUGCAUUUCAAUUGCAGAGCAAUCCUGCAUUGGACUUCUUAAUAUCAUCUAUCUUAAUAUUUGGAAGCAAAGCCAAGCAGAGAGGCAAACAACAGCAAUUGAUUUUUUAGAGGAACAAUUUCUUUUCACUUUGUUCCAAUGCAAAUGCCUUCAAAGUUCGUGAAAUUGAGUUAAAAAGUCACCUAUUUCAAACUUCUGAAAUGAAAAAAAUCCUUUAAACGCAAGUACAACCAAGCAAACAGCAAAACUGUGAAACAACCUUUGUUCUUUAAGAGAGUUGCAUUUCCAGUUCAAAGUAAUCCUGCAUUGGACUUUUUAUCAUUCUAGUACCAUUGGGAAUGCAAAUGCCCUCAAAGUUCAUCAAAUUGAUUUGAAAAAAAAAACAGCAGUUUCAACAAACUGGAAUUAAUAAAAUCCUUCAAACCCAAGUGAAAGCAAGCAAACAACAAAACUGUGAAACAACAUUUCCUUGGUCUUUAAGAGUUGCAUUUCCAGAACAAAGAAAUCCAGGAUUUGACUUUAUCACUCUUCAUAUUUGCAAAAUAAGGCAAAGCAGUGAGUCAAACAAAGCAAUUGACUUUUCAGUAGAGCAGUUUCUUAUUACUUUAUUCCAGGGUCGAGUUUAAUACUGGGAAUGUGAAAGCCUUCAAAAAUUAAAAAUCCUACAGAGCCAAGUACCAAAACUGUGAAACAACAUUUCCUUGGUCUUUAAGAGAGUUGCAUUCCAGUGCAAAGUAAUCCUGAAUUGGAGUUUUUAUCAUUCUAUUACUAUAGAUUCAACAAAUUGGGUUGAAAAACCUUCUGGAAUUAUAAGAAUCUUUUUAAACCCAAGUACAGCCAAGCAAAACAACAUUUCCUUGGUCUUUAAGAGAGUUGUCAUACCAGAGCAAAGUAAUCCUGCACUGACUUUUUAAAGUUUAUCAAGUUGAGGGGAAAAAACAGCAGUUUCAACUAACUGGAAUUAAAAAAACCCUUGAAACCCAAGUAAAACCAAGCAAACACCAAAUCUGUGAAACAAUAUUUCCUUGCUCUUUAGGAGAGUUGUAACCCUGCAUUAGACCUUCUAUCAUUCUUCAUACUACUGGGACUGCAAAUGCCUUCAAAGUUCAUCAAAUUGAGCUGAAAAAGCAGCAGUUUCAACUAUCCAGAAUUUAAAAAACCUUCAAACCCAAAGUGCAACGAAGCGGACAACAUUGUCGUGAGUGAGUGCAUGCGGUGGUGGCCCUCAGCAUGGUGUUGCCACCACCGGACAAGCGGCAUGUGUGUCUUACAACCUUCGUCAUCAUGACUAGCAUGGCUUUCAUGGAUGCCUACCUAGUGGAACAAAACCAAGGUCCACGCAAGAUUGGCGUCUGUAUCAUAGUCCUAGUGGGGGAUGUUUGCUUCCUUAUUGUCCUCCGUUAUGUGGCGGUUUGGGUCGGAGCAGAAGUGCGGACAGCUCGCAGAGGAUACGCCAUGAUCCUUUGGUUCCUCUAUAUCUUUGUAUUAGAGAUCAAGCUUUACUUUGUCUUCCAGAACUGUAAGGCUGAUCGCAAGAGUCUGGAAACUGUUGCAAGGAAAGCUUUGACUUUGUUGCUGUCCAUUUGUGUGCCUGGUCUCUACUUGGUACUAGUGGCUCUGGAUAGCAUGGAGUACGUUCGUACCUUUCGAAGGAAGGAGGACAUGAGGGGGCGACUCUUUUGGGUGGCUUUGGACUUGCUGGACUUGCUUGAUAUGCAGGCAAAUCUUUGGGAGCCGCAGCGGACGGGUUUGCCCAUUUGGGCUGAAGGUCUGAUGUUCUUCUACUGCUACAUUUUGCUUCUAAUCCUUCCCUGCGUAUCCCUAAGCGAGAUCAGCGUACAGGGUGACCAUAUUUCUCCACAGAAGAUGAUGCUUUAUCCUCUUCUCAGUUUGGUCACCAUCAAUAUCGUCACCAUCCUCAUUCGUGGGGUCAACAUGGUGCUUUUCCAGGACAGCCGGGUUUCUACUAUUUUUGUCGGUAAGAACGUUGUGGCCAUCGCAACCAAGGCGUGCACCUUUCUGGAGUACCGGAAACAGUCCAGGGAAUUCCCAAAUCGAGAAAACGCAAGUGGCAUUCCCAUGGAAGUCCAGCAGAACUCUGUGGGACACCACGGACAAGCUCUUCCCAAUGCUACUACCCUUCCGCAUGAACCCACCCCAGCUCGGGAGAUUAUGGAUACAUGACCAAGGAGCCAAAAUGGAGGCUUUUGUUUGACACAGCUCAAAAUAUUUAAAACUACAGAGCCCUCAAAUGACCUGAUGUGAACUGUUAAGGAGAACACUACAAAAAUUGCUUUGCUUUGUUUAACUCAAUUUUAGUCCAAAUAGUAAGUUCUUAAAUAAGAUUUCUUUACUUACAGAUUACUUUGCUUGUUUUAAAGAAAAUCACACAUAAUCUUGACUUAUUUCUGAAAACACAACAUUUUUUACUACUUGCUUUACAAAUUAGUUGAUAUUUGGACUACAACUAAGAAAAGUAAGAAAGGCGCUUUAUGAAGUAUUUGCUACAACAUUACAGCACUUAGGUGCUGCUUUAUUUUCAGGACCUAAAUCAGCCAAUUAUAAGUUGUGGUGUUCAAAAGCAAACUUUAGUGUUUAUGAUUGACUCUCCUUUAUCUUCUCCCCACAGUUGACCAUGAUAAGUUAAAGUAUGUUUUCUGUCCAUGCAAUAUAAGAGUGACUGUUGUGCAAAAAUCCUUUCCCACCUUAGACCAAACUGUUGUUCCCACAACCCAUUUUUUUGUGUCUGACUUCUCGUUGUUGUCGAAGUGCAUCAGAUAUUUGAGAACUGAAGAGUGGAAAUAAACUGCAAUGAGUUUACUACUGGGAGAACUAGUUAGGUUAAUGUUUAUAACCGAAUAUUGAGGAAUAGUCCAACAUGCCUGAAGUAUGUGUUUGCGCUUGUGUUUUAAGACAUAGUGUUGACAUUACAUAAAUGAGAAUGAAAGGAAAACGAGAAAUGUGUAUUUUGGAAACAAACAAAAAAAUUUGUGAAUGAACUUACUCUUGGUUGGUAUGUGGAUUAUUUUUUAUUAUUAUUACUACUAUGGACCCUUUUCACAAGACUGGAAUGCAUACCUGCCAACAUUUGUCUGUGAAAUCUGGUGGGGGGAUGAGGGGUUGAGGUGUCUGUUCAGGGGUGAGGUUUCUAAGGCCGUACUCACUAUGUACAGUUGCCUCGAACCGGGCCAAAGCAUGCUUGUCCCUCCUCCCGUCUCCCCCGACAGCCCGUACUCACACUACAAUCGGGCCUGGGCACGCUUACGUCAUAGAUGCUGUGUUUCAGUGAGCCCUAUCGCUCAGCACAGAGAUUUCUCUAGUUAUAUAAUUUCAGUCGUUUGAUAUUCAGUGACAU